CAGAAAUGAACGAGGUUGAACGUCGACUGCAGACAGUGGUCUUGCACCCAGUAUCAAUACCCAAGAUCGCAUACUACAUAUCGUUGAAUUACGUUUUCGAUUCUGACAGGGGAACAGACUGAAUUUGGUGAAAGGGAAGAAAAAUGUUGACCUGAAAUUCUGUCUCAGGAUGUGUCAUCUUUUCUCCGAACCUUCCACCUUUUCCCUUUCCCUUUCAACCCAGCUAAAUAAAUGUCAGGUCAGAGAGGCCCGGCUCCAGCCAAGGUAGGCUUCGAGAGAAUCCGAGGCAACAUCGCUCUGAAGUUUUUAAGCGGGUGGUUCCGAGACCAGAGCGGGAGAGAAGUCGACGGGAACAACAGCAACAACAACAACGGUGAAGAAAGCACAAUGCCCGGCGGUAGUCACAAAAGCCAAGACAGCCAGGGAACGAGUACGAGCUCUGCCUCCACGCAAGUCGUCUGCGUUUUCAGCUGCCAAAGUCCACACGAUGCCUGCAACAAGGCCUACGUCUGCCUGCAGACGGCUUGCAAGAAUGCCAACUCCACUAAACUCAAGCGAGUGGCAUUCGAAAAACUGGACUUUGGCGAAACUAAAGUCUUGGAUACAUUUUACGGAGCGGAUAUCGUGGUCGUCGAUAUGACUGUCAUGGUACAGCAGCGCACGCUGUUCUACCAUCUCGGAGUGCGAGAAAGCUUUGGCAUGGAGCGUAACAUUGUGCUGUAUUUUGACGACAUCGAUCCCGAUACAACCUCGUCAUUAGGUCAAUCGUGCCAUAGCUCCGGCUAUCUCUUCCUACCCUACAAGAUGAACAACGGCGAUUGUUACGUCUGCGACAUGGCCUGCGUCCGUCCCACUGCCGGUCCUGGGGGCGCUGCUGCUGCUGCUGCUGCUGCUGCAGGUGCUGACCUGCAGGACGCAUCGCUGAUUCAUCAGCUCUGCCCUCCACUCACUGAGCGACUGCAGAAGAUCUUGGAGGAAGUCCACAUAUCCAACAGGAGCAAUGCCCGAGAAGUUCUCUUGAGCGACAUACGUAAGGCGCGGACCAAAUACAAUGGAGCUGAGCUCGGCAGGGAGCUGGCCGCUCUGAAGUCACGCAUGGACGAACAGCUGUUGCUAACCGGAGACAUUGUUCACCAGUUCCUGUUGUCCUACCGCGAAAUCCAGGAUUACAAUUCCAUGGUGGCGCUAGUUGAAGACAUCAAAGAGUUGGCCAACGACAAUGUCACGCAGAAGGCCGCCAUCACACACCUCUAUGCCUUUGCUCUCAACCGGAGAAAAAAGCCAGGCGACAGAGAGAAAGCACUGAAAGUCAUCACUUUUGCAUUGAAGAAGCGUGAGAACCAGGUUCCCGACAUGUUCUGCCUGUGUGGACGCAUCUACAAGGACAUAUACACGGAGACUAACUAUGAAGACUGUGAAAGCAGAGACCAAGCCAUACACUGGUAUCGCAAAGGCUUUGAGGUUCAACCCAACGAGUACGCGGGCAUCAACUUGGCAACGCUCCUGGUUCUGUCUGGAAAGGACUUCAGCAAGUCCACUGAACUUCAGAAAAUUGGAAUGACGUUGAACAAUCUCCUUGGCAAGAAGGGCAGCCUGACCUCCUUACAGGACUACUGGGAUGUUGCCACCUUCUUUGAGAUCAGCGUUCUGGCAGGCGAUCUGGGCAAAGCCUGUCAGGCGGCCGAGUGCAUGUUCAAGCUCAAACCUCCCAUUUGGUAUCUGAAGUCGACACUGGGAAACAUCAAAAUGAUCAACAAAGUGCGACUAGCCAACACAGACAGUAAUCCCACCAGAGAUCAAAUGCUGUUUGAUUUUUGGCUGGAUUUCUUCGUCGAGGCGACCAAGGAAAAUACCACUGACGUCCGUUUCCCGGUUCUCGUUCUUGAGCCCACCAAAGUGAUGAAACCCAGCUAUAUCACCAUCAACAAAGACGACCAGGAUUCUGAACAAAAGUCUCUGAGGCUGUGGCAUGUAGGUGUUCCAGAGGGCUGCAAGGGCAUCAGUGAGUGGUUGUUCAAAGCCCAAUCUAUAAAAGGAGUCAGUCUGUACAAGCGUGAUGACCGCUGUGUCUUCCUCUACGUCCAGCAGAACUCGGACGACUUCCAACUCUUCUUCUCCUCACUACACCAGAGACAAAGUUUUUAUGAGCUGGCGAAAGAGAUCAUCGCAACGGCGCAGGAUGCGUUUGUUGGUGAAAUGGAUUCUGAUCUCUCCAGUGAGCCGAUUCAGUUUGAAUACGAGUACAACGAGAAGGGGGAAAAGAUGUUGCUGGGCCGAGGCACGUACGGCGCCGUCUUCGCAGCCAGGGAUACCAGGACACAGGUCCGCAUGGCAGUCAAGGAGAUCCCCAUCAGAGAUAUGAGAGAGGUCCAACCAUUACAUGAGGAGAUCCUCCUGCAUUCCCGUCUCAGCCACAAGAACAUCGUCAAGUACCUAGGCUCUCAGAACUGCGAUGGCUUCUUCAGGAUAUUCAUGGAACAGGUCCCUGGAGGAAGCCUUUCGGCCCUUCUCCGGUCCAAGUGGGGUCCUUUGAAGGACCACGAGGAGACAAUGUCAUUCUACACUCGCCAGAUUCUGGAGGGACUCAAGUAUCUGCAUGACCAGAAGAUCGUCCAUCGCGACAUCAAAGGAGACAAUGUCUUGGUGAACACUUACAGCGGUGUCGUCAAAAUCUCUGAUUUUGGUACCUCCAAGAGACUGGCUGGUAUCAACCCAUGCGCCGACUCAUUCAAAGGUACCCUGCAGUACAUGGCACCAGAAGUCAUUGAUAAGGGCAUCAGGGGGCACGGCGCAGCUGCGGAUAUCUGGUCGCUUGGAUGUACCGUUGUCGAGAUGGCAACUGGAAAGCCACCAUUCAUUGAGCUUGGUUCUCCGGAGGCAGCCAUGUUCAAAGUGGGCUUCUACAAGAUCCACCCUGAGGUUCCUGCCUCCAUGUCAGAACCGGCCAAGAAAUUCAUCCUCAGAUGUUUUGAGCCAGAUCCAGAGAAGCGGGCCACGGCCGUCCAGCUUCUGAACGAUCAUUUCCUGAUGAGGCGGAGAAUAUCGCAGCGCAGCGCCGCCGCCGAUUACAAACAUGACCGCAGUAUAUCAGAACCUAGCGCCUUUAAACUUGAUCCCGUUCCUGCCCUGAAGUAUCGUACCAACAGCAGGCCUGAGUCUCCCAUCCUCGGUGCUCUGUCAGAGUCGGCAUCGGCCAUUCCCGUGGACUUUGACGUCAAAUCGAAACGUCGGUCAAUCGACAUGGUGUCACCAGGAUCCCCGAGCAACUUCCUUGAGGUGCCUAGUGUGAAUAUGUUUGAGGGGUCAAGUGAAGACAGCACGGCCGAGACGCCCACGACCCCUGACCGGGGCAAAGGUCACGGGUUCUACAUGCUGCGGAAAGACAGCGAGCGCCGCCUGACCCUGCUGACUAUCCUGGAGUCGGAGCCGGACAAGAUUGUACAGCGGUGGAUGGGCAAACUGCAUGCUGGUACCCCGCCAACCAAGAUUACCACUCUGCACCUCGGCAUCCUCAUGUCGGGCAUGGCACAGUACAUCAAGACCAGAGAGAGAAAAUUCAUCAGCGAAGCCAUAGAUGAGUUGAAGAUGGAGUUGGACUAUGAUCACGUGGCCCUUGGAGAGAUACAACUAGCUUUGUACACCUUCCUGGAUACGGUUGUGGAAAUACUGAAGCAACAUGUCAACAACAUCAAACCACACUGGAUGUUUGCAUUGGAUAACCUGAUCAGGGACAGCGUACAGACAGCCAUCACGAUACUCUCCCCUGACUUGGGCCACAACAUCGCGCCCAAUCAGCCGCCCCACCAGGACCAGACGGACCACGCCCACCACCAUCAGUAUCACCACGAGGAGGAGGGCGUCAACACGUCGGGCGUGUCCACACUGAGCUCCAGUAAGUCCCAUGAGCGGGAUCUAUUUAUGGAGCGGGCGUCGGCCACCACCAUGCAGACCGAGUACAGGAAACUGGUGCAGGAGCAAGGAAGGCUACUCAGUGACCUUCUGGAGGUACAGCGGACGCUCAAUGACAUGCUGGGAGGUCAGGUCAGGACAGGUCGUGAGGUCGUCAAUCACAUGAGGGAGGAUGACCAUGCUGGACUUGAAGGAAGAAACAGUGGUGGAGGUGAGGAUGAGACUAUUGCUGAGGAGCAAGGAGACCAGGAGCUGAUUGAGUGGCUCCGUAGCCUCUCCAUUGAUGAGCACAGCAUCGGAAAGUUUGUGAGAGAGACCUACACCCUUGAAGUUGUCCAAGACAUGAUGACGAGAAAGGAUCUACGGCACAUGGGACUCAAGGGAGGUGUACAGUGCCGAAUCUGGAAUGCUAUUCAGAAACAACGGAGAGACCCAUCGUAGCCCACUGCAACUUGGUCAAGAAUAAAACUGUAAAGAUUGUGUAAAUAUAUCCCAAAUUGUGAAUAGAAAAAAAAAGAUGUUAAUCUAUCUGUGUGAGAAACUCCUUCCAGAAUUUAGACUUAAAAUAUAAAUAAAUAAAAACAGACGCUGCCAUCACAAUUUGAAGCCAAUUACCUGCGAAAUGAAUACCACUCUUCAAUAAAAAAAUCUCUGUAAAUAAAUAAAAACAAAUGUAUCUUUUAUUUGUAAAUCUAAAAUCAUGAAAUCUGAGUGAUUUUCGGUUUUAAUCGAAGCAGUACAUUUUCUAGUUUGUUUAUCUUUGCGACUACUGCCGUUGUCGGUUCAUAAAAAUCAUGAAAAUUUUAAACAAAAUUCCAAUAAGUUUGGUCAAAAAUUAAGAGACAAGAACCCCCCUUUCAGUAUGCUAGUUCCUUUCAUAGUCUAGAAUAUGAUGGAGUGACUGGGAACCAGUCACACAGCGCCCUCUUAAGUUUGAUAAUUGCAAAGGUCUGUGGGGCAGACCACAUAACAGGCCAUUAAUUUAACCCCCAAGAUUGUGCGAAAAAUCAUAUUAAAACUGGAGUAUUCAAGACUGUUAGGAAUAAAAAUUCCACAAUGUGUAUUUUUUUUUGUACAAUACGUUUUCCUUUCAGAACACCUCAUCUUUCAUAUUAAACAAAUUA
Messenger RNA from Patiria miniata (bat star), 5033 nucleotides. Its product is annotated as mitogen-activated protein kinase kinase kinase 15-like. Gene Ontology annotation, biological process: protein phosphorylation; cellular response to stress; MAPK cascade. Lineage: Eukaryota; Metazoa; Echinodermata; Asteroidea; Valvatida; Asterinidae. The record is from RefSeq and is a predicted model, not a curated record. Gene Ontology annotation, molecular function: ATP binding; MAP kinase kinase kinase activity. The transcript is spliced from 38 exons. The coding region runs from base 232 to 4350 and encodes 1372 amino acids.